Molecule: messenger RNA, 480 nt
Organism: Penicillium bovifimosum
Lineage: Eukaryota; Fungi; Ascomycota; Eurotiomycetes; Eurotiales; Aspergillaceae
Product: CXXC motif containing zinc binding protein
Exons: 5
Coding region: 1-480 (159 amino acids)
Molecular function (GO): zinc ion binding
Source: RefSeq, a predicted model, not a curated record
AUGCUCGCUCUCACCGUCGAAGCUCAGCUGGAGGGCGUCACUGCUCUCGUUCCCACUGACACUGAGGAGAAUCCCUACUUCUACACAUUCAAAGUGAAAUGCAAUUCCUGCCAUGAGACUCACCCCAAUUGGGUCAGCUUCAACCGCUUUGAGGUCCACGAAGUCCCCGGCAGCCGCGGUGAGGCCAAUUUCGUGUGGAAAUGCCGCCUUUGCACGAAAACCCACACUGCCUCCAUCACCAGUGGACCCAAGCCCUACGAGGUCCAGGAGAAGAGCAGCGCCCAGAAGAUCAUUGAGAUGGACUGCCGUGGCCUUGAGUUCACCGAGUUCAAGCCUGAUGGCGAGUGGGAGGCCAAAGCUGUUGAUUCUACCACCGUCUUCACUGGGAUUGACCUCUCAGAGGGUGAGUGGUACGAUUACGAUGAGAAGAAGGGCGAGGAGGUUAGCAUUAAAGAGAUCACCUGGGCUGUUGGCCGUUAG